UACCCGGAACAGAGGCGUGCCUCUGAAUGCCACGAGCAUCCCGGAAAACCCAAACCGGGUAUGGUAUCCGGGAGAGUUGAUGGCAAAAUACUAUGGCCAGCGAGCGACUAAAGGAGGGUUAAUUAUAAGUGAAGCUAUUCCUAUCACUCUCGAGAGUAGUGGAAUGCCCGGUUCUUCUGGGCUAUUCAUUCCUGAACAAGCGGAGGGUUGGAAGAAGGUCGUUGAUGCCGUUCACGAACAAGGAGGAUAUGUCUAUGGUCAACUCUGGCAUGCUGGCCGUGCAACAAUUCCUCAGAUGAUCGGUGCACCGCCAGUGUCUGCAUCAGCCACGCCGUGGGAUUCUCCUACGGAUCUUUAUGCGUAUCCUCCAGUGGGAGAGACAGAGCGUGUCCGCUAUGCUGAUUAUCCUCCGAUUGAACUUUCUAUCGAAGGGAUUAAAGCGAUCAUCCAGGAUUACUGCAAGGCCGCACGGACAGCCAUGGAAAUCGGAUUCGAUGGGGUCGAGGUAACCAGCGCAAAUGGUUAUCUUCUCGAGCAGUUCUUAAGCACCAAUGUUAACAAAAGAACUGAUGAAUAUGGAGGAAGCGUGGAGAACCGCUGUCGGGUUGUGCUUGAAUUGAUGGACGAACUGGCCAAAACGGUCGGCGAGGACAAUCUGGCUAUUCGAUUGACGCCGUUUGGACUGUUCAAUCAGAACAGAAGUGAGCAGAGAGUUGAAACAUGGUCGUAUCUUUGCCAGAGUUUGAAGAAGAAUUUGAAGUUGUCCUAUGUGAGCUUUAUAGAGCCGCGAUUCGAACAAUUCGACAGCUACGAGUACAAAGACGACAUCCUUCGCAGCUGGGGCCUACUGGGAGUGACUCUAGACAAAUUCCGUACUAUCUUCGGCAACACUCCGUUCUUCUCUGGUGGUGGCUUCGACGAUACAAACUGCUGGGAAGUGGUGGAAUCAGGCACAUACAAUGGUCUACUCUUUGGAAGACUGUUCGGUAGUAAUCCUGACUUGGUGGAGAGAUUGAAGAAAGGGUUGAAGCUAUCAAUGUGGGAUGAUAACAAGCUCUUUGGCCCGUUUGAGGAUAACUCAGUUGGAUAUGUCGAUUAUCCUACAGCGGAGUGUAUAUAACGACUGUAUAUAGACAUUUACAACGAAACAUUGGUGAAGGGG
This is a messenger RNA of Aspergillus glaucus CBS 516.65, 1162 nucleotides long. RefSeq lists its product as uncharacterized. The record is from RefSeq and is a predicted model, not a curated record. Gene Ontology annotation, molecular function: FMN binding; oxidoreductase activity. Lineage: Eukaryota; Fungi; Ascomycota; Eurotiomycetes; Eurotiales; Aspergillaceae. Bases 80 to 1120 code for a protein of 346 amino acids. The transcript is spliced from 3 exons.